AUGUAUGGAAAAGAUAGAAGAGUUGGGGCUAUUGGAUGUAAUAAUCAUCAACAACUUGCAGCAUGGAUAAAUAUAGUCAAUAAAACACCACAAAUUCUUAAAGUACAAAUGAAAUAUUAUUCAAAAAAAAGAUUUGAAAAAAAACUACCAAUUCAUAUUGCUGUAAAUGAAAAAUGUCCAACAUUACCAAAUGACGUUCAUUGUCUUGCAAAUAAAACAAGAGUUGAACCAGUAGUUCAAUUUAUGUUAACACCACAACAAUCAGUUUAUAUUGCAUCAUUUGCUAAAGAUGGAAAAAAUACAUUUAUAACAACUGAAUGGAUUAAAAUUAAAACAACACCCAUUAAACAUACAAUUGGUAAAGCAAAAUUAAGUUUAACUGAUUUAGACACUAUAGAGAUAUUAUCUUCUGGAGUACAAAAUUAUGUUAAUCAAUUAAACAGUGAAUUAGGAAAAUAUGGUAAAGUUCCACAUAUAAAUUAUUUAUCAAAUGAUGCAAUAAAAAGAAUGGAAUUAGUUCGUAAAAAUAAACCAAUACAAAUUAAUAUGAUUCAUAAACAAAAUAAAUUAACAUAUCAACCAAAUGGUAUUCCUAAUUCAUAUAACUAUAAUCAACCUAUUAAUAUUAAUAAAAAUACUCAAACAAAUAAAAAAGUUACUUUAAAAGAACUUAUGGUUAUUGCAAAGAAAAAUAAUAAAAAUAAUAAUGUUGGUUGGAAAAAUAAAAAAGGAUUUGGAUUAAAUUUUACAAGACCUUCAACUCUUAAAACACAAAAGAAAACUAGUAAUAUUGUAUCUAUUAUGACUUCAAAUGAUUAUGCUAAUAUGACAAAUAGAAUUGCAAGAAAUGUUGUAUUAGUUGUUGUAUGUAUUGCUGGUGUAGUAUUAAUACCAUUAGGAAUUUAUGUUACUUAUCAGUCAAUAAUAAACAGAAAACGUUUAGAAGAAUUUCAAUCAUUUUAA
Messenger RNA from Entamoeba nuttalli P19, 963 nucleotides. RefSeq lists its product as hypothetical. The transcript has a single exon. The record is from RefSeq and is a predicted model, not a curated record. The coding region runs from base 1 to 963 and encodes 320 amino acids. NCBI's taxonomy places the organism in Eukaryota, Evosea, Mastigamoebida, Endamoebidae.